Nematostella vectensis (starlet sea anemone) is the source of this 1118-nucleotide messenger RNA. RefSeq names its product zinc finger C4H2 domain-containing protein. Gene Ontology annotation, cellular component: nucleus. Gene Ontology annotation, biological process: positive regulation of neuron differentiation. Bases 61 to 759 code for a protein of 232 amino acids. NCBI's taxonomy places the organism in Eukaryota, Metazoa, Cnidaria, Anthozoa, Actiniaria, Edwardsiidae. The record is from RefSeq and is a predicted model, not a curated record. The transcript is spliced from 4 exons.
GAGCUUCGAUAUAUUCUUUAGUAAGUGCGAGGAAGCUCAGAAUAUCAGAUCGGCGUCAAAAUGGCAUCUAGCCCGGUUAACCAAGAAGACGCUGAACUCUAUUUGCAAAAACUGGAGACGAUCCAGGAAAUACGGUCAAAGACAUCCCAGUUAGGUAAACUAAAGAACAAGCUUAGUAUGGAACUGGAGGCCACUGAAAGGGAAGAGAGGCUGUUGAAGGACUACAAGGCAGAGAUGGAGGCCUUAUUGCAUGAGAAAAUGGCCCAUGUGGAGGAACUUCGACUGAUACACGCUGACAUCAACUUGAUGGAGAACACCAUCAAACAAUCAGAGGCUGAGAAAGAGCGAGGGUUGGAGAUAAUCCGCCGACUGCAUGAUGAGUAUAAGCCAGUAAAGCAUGAGAUAGAGAGGAUGAGAGCUGCUCUUGGUCUAGAGAACAUGCCACAGGUGGAAGAGGAAGACAUAAUGGCCGAACGUAUUCUUGAGAGGGCCCCAAGCGGAUGGAAACCAGAGCCUCCAGAACCGCCACCACCAUCCAUUGCCUCACAGCUUGCUGCAGCAGCUGCCGCCGCUCAACAGCUUAUUAACAAGAGGGGUCCAUCUGGGGAGCGGCACUUUCGCCAACAGCAGCCCCCGCCCAUGAAGGCAUGCCUAUCCUGUCAUCAGCAAAUCCACAGAAAUGCCCCCAUCUGCCCUCUUUGCAAGGCCAAGAGUAGGUCUAGACAUCCAAAGAAGACGAAACGAAAGCAUGAUGAGUGAUUUAGGGAAGGGAUUUUAAUAAGAAGACAUGCAAGAGAUAGGCAGAAGAGGGUAGUGGUGGAGACAAGGGCUGAAAAAGACUAGCCCAUGUGCAGGCAUUUAGCACUUGAUUUUAGCUUAAAUUUAUUUAUUUAAACAAGAUGGUGGCUGUGACUUGAAACAUUGCAAAAAAAGAACUGAGUUCAUGUCUGUUUUAACAUGCUAGAAAAAGACUGGAAGGGUUUAGAAAAGAGGGGAUAAUAAUUAGAACAUGUUUUCCCAUGCUAGGCUUGUAUUCCUUGGAUUUGGCCUUUGUGCAGAUGAAUGGAAAGAAAAUAGAAACUAGGGUAUGAAGUGGAAUAAACUCUUGUGUAAGCUUA